This is a messenger RNA of Nymphaea colorata (pocket water lily), 3705 nucleotides long. Its product is annotated as pre-mRNA-processing protein 40A. The record is from RefSeq and is a predicted model, not a curated record. Gene Ontology annotation, cellular component: U2-type prespliceosome; U1 snRNP. Gene Ontology annotation, biological process: mRNA cis splicing, via spliceosome. Lineage: Eukaryota; Viridiplantae; Streptophyta; Magnoliopsida; Nymphaeales; Nymphaeaceae. The transcript has 30 exons. Bases 303 to 3452 code for a protein of 1049 amino acids. Gene Ontology annotation, molecular function: protein binding; RNA binding.
GGCACGAAUGCUCCCUCGCUCUCUCUAUCUGUUACCUCCGUCCUAGGGUUUCUCCGGGGAGGGAAGAUUUCUGGUGCAGCCUUCGGCCGGACAACGGCCAAUUUCUGGUCGGCAGCUGCCGGACUGUAGGCAGUUAUUGGAAAGUGAUCUUGGCAUUUCCCUUGUCAUUCUUCACAUGUGGCGAUCCUUGGGCGAGGGUUUCGGGGCGAUCCUACAUUAGUUCUCGCCCUUAUUCCCUGGGAUUUUGUCUCUACAUCUGCCUCACGUGCAGUUGCAUUUUCUUAGUCUCUACUCUUGAAGGAAUGGCGAAUAACCCCCAACUAUCUGGCUCACAGCCACCUAGGCCCCCGAUGGUGGGAUCGACUGGUCCACCUCAGAACUUUGCUUCACCAAUGUCCUUGCAAUUUAGGCCUGUUAUUCCACCACCACAAAGUCAACAGUUUAUGCCGUCAGCACCCCAGCAGUUCAGGCCUGUCGGCCAAGGUAUUCCACCACCUAACAAUAUGAUGCCUUCUCCUGUACAAGCACAACAGAACCCGUAUGGACAACCAAUGCAACAAUUCCUCCCUACACCAGGCCCCCCAGGUCAAGUUGCUCCUUCUUCACAAGGAGUUCCAGGGCCUUAUGCUCCCAUGCCUGUUGCAACUGCAUUAUCCCAGCCUCAGCAAACUCAUCAGCCUUUGGGCGCCCAUCAUGCUGGUUUUGGAGGUCCUGGAGCACCAUUAUCGUCGUCAUAUACAUUUGCAACACCAUCUUCUGCAAGCCAGCCUCAGAACAAUAUUAAUCUACCAUCACAAUAUCAACCUGUGCCCCAAGUUCCUACGCCAUCUAUUUCAGGACAACCCUGGUUGCCAUCUGGAGUAACAAGUGGACAAGUUGUUGGACCACCACUGCAAACUGCCCAGCAGGCUGUAUCAUCUUCCACUGCUAUGUUGUCAACCAGUCAGCCUAGUUCUAGUCUCCAGUCUUCCUCAGAUUGGCAGGAACACACUUCUGCCGAUGGGAAGAGGUAUUAUUACAAUAAAAAGACUAAGCAGUCUAGUUGGGAGAAACCUUUAGAGUUGAUGACCCCCAUUGAGAGGGCUGAUGCAUCAACUGUCUGGAAAGAAUUUACUACUGCUGAGGGGAGAAAGUACUACUAUAACAAGGUCACCAAACAGUCUAAAUGGACAAUACCAGAAGAACUUAAGCUUGCACGGGAGCAGGCUGAUAAGGCAGUUGCCCAGGUAGUGAAUGUGGAUACGUCAAAUGUGGCUUCAGCAGCUCAAAUCACUCCUACCGUAUCUACCUCAGAUAUGCCAGCUAAUGUUGUUGCUAGUCCUGCUGUACCAUCCCCCAUCAUUGCAACAUCUGGAGUUGCAUCAAGUCCUGUUCUAGUUAUGCCAACUAUUAGCACUUCAGCAGUAAUCCUGUCUAAUCCACCAUCUAUGCCUUCAGUCUCUCCUGCUGUUGUUUCUACUCCUGUAGGUGUUUCAUCUUCUCCAGGAUUACCAAGUUUCAAUUCCUCAACUUUUGUUGCCACCCAUGCUGCUUCUGCUGCCUCUGGUGCUGCAGUUUCCACAGAGAUGUCUUCCACUAUACCAGUGAAAAUCACUGCUGAUGCUGCUCAAGCUGGUGAUAUAACAUCAUCCCAGGAUUUGGAGGAGGCAAAACGAGGAAUGCCUGUUACUGGGAAGAUCAAUGUGACACCAGUGUCCGAGGAGAAGGCUGUUGAUGAAGAACCUUUGGUUUAUGCUACAAAGCAGGAAGCAAAGAAUGCAUUUAAGGAGCUCUUGGAAUCUGCACAUGUUGAAUCUGAUUGGACCUGGGAGCAGGCCAUGCGGGUGAUAAUAAAUGACAAGCGGUAUGGUGCUCUUAGAACACUUGGAGAGAGGAAGCAGGCUUUCAAUGAAUACCUGGGACAAAGGAAAAAGCAAGAAGCUGAGGAAAAACGCAUUAAGCAGAAAAAAGCUAAAGAAGAUUUUACAAAGAUGUUAGAAGAAUGCAAGGAACUCACUUCAUCCACUCGGUGGAGCAAAGCAGUCACCAUGUUUGAGGAUGAUGAACGGUUUCAUGCUGUUGAACGUGCAAGAGAGCGUGAAGAUCUUUACGAGAGUCAUCUUGUUGAACUUGCAAAGAAGGAACGUGCUAAAGCAGCUGAGGAGCAUAGGAAGAAUAUAAUGGAAUACAGAGCAUUUUUAGAAUCUUGUGACUUUAUAAAGGCCAAUAGCCAGUGGCGAAAAGUUCAAGAUCGUCUUGAAGAUGAUGAACGAUGUUCACGACUUGAAAAAAUUGAUCGCCUGGAAAUUUUCCAGGAGUAUAUAAGAGAUUUGGAAAAGGAAGAAGAAGAGCAACGGAAAUUGCAAAAGGAACAAACCAGAAGAGCAGAGCGUAAAAAUCGUGAUGAAUUCCGUAAAUUAAUGGAAGAACAUGUUACUGCUGGAAUUUUAAAUGUUAGAACUCAUUGGAGGGAUUAUUGCAUGCAGGUUAAAGAUUUACCUGCAUACCUGGCAGUUGCUUCAAAUACCUCUGGGUCUACGCCAAAAGACUUGUUUGAAGAUGUGGCCGAGGAUCUUGAAAAACAGUAUCAUGAUGACAAGGCACGGAUCAAGGAUGCAUUGAAGAUGGCAAAGGUUACUAUGACAUCAAAUUGGUCUUUUGAAGAUUUCAAGGAUGCUAUUUUGCAAGACGGAAACCUUUCACGAGUAUCAGAGACAAAUUUGAAGAUUGUAUUUGAGGAGUUGUUGGAAAGACUGAAGGAGAAAGAGGAGAAGGAAGCUAGGAAGCGGCAAAAGCUGGCAGAUGACUUUACUGAUCUCUUGCAUUCUGUAAAGGAAAUAACAGCAUUGUCUAAAUGGGACGACUGCAAAUCACUUUUGGAAGAUAGCCAACAGUUUAGGUCCAUUAGUGAUGAUAGUUUCAGAAGGGAGAUUUUUGAGGAAUACGUAGCUCACUUGUUGGAAAAGGCUAAAGAGAAGGAGCGGAAGCGAGAGGAAGAAAAGGCAAAAAAGAAAGAGAAGGAAGAAAAAGAGAAGAGGAAGGAGAAGGAACGGAAAGAAAAAGAGGAGAAAAAGGAAAGGGAAGAUAGAAAAGAAAAGGAGAGGGACCGUGAGAAAGAGAAGGCAAAAGAACGAUCUCGAAGAGAUGAGACGGAAGGUGAAAGUGCUGAUAUAGGUAACAGCCAUGGUCAUAGAGAGGACAGGAAGAAGGAAAAGGACAGAAGGCACCGAAAACGGCACCAAAGUGGAGGUGAUGAUGCAACUUCUGAUAAGGAGGAGAAUGAAGAAUCCAGAAAAUCCAGGAGGCAUUCGGGUGAUCGCAAGAAAUCAUCAAGAAAGCACACGUAUGAAACGGACUCGGAUAGCGAAAGCAGGCACAAAAGGCACAAACGAGAUCGGGAUGGAUCACGUAGAAAUGGUGUGUACGAGGAGCUUGAAGAUGGGGAAGUAGGAGAGGAUGGUGAAAUUAAUUGACUCUUUUUUCAGCAGCUACUUUUUUGUUAAUAUGCGGUACUCUACAUGUUCAAUACUCAUGUUGUCACAUUUUCCUUUUUACUAAUUAUUAUCAAUUUCAAGCGUUUGAUGCAGUCUUCGGUCAACUUCGUAACAUGUUGCACUAAUACUCUUGUCAACAGUCGACCAUUGCUCAAUCAGCUAACGGGAUGUUCUACAUCAUGUACAAUUUUUCUUGUAAUUAAUUUGAGUUCAUUAAGGGUGUCGCAUCUCA